Molecule: messenger RNA, 303 nt
Organism: Macrosiphum euphorbiae (potato aphid)
Lineage: Eukaryota; Metazoa; Arthropoda; Insecta; Hemiptera; Aphididae
Source: the annotation of a GenBank genome assembly
AUGGAAAGAAAUAGUGGUGUUGAUCAGAUAUUAGAUUCUCAUUAUAAAAACAAAAUAACUGAAAUUAGAAAUAAAUUAAAGAAAAUUUUAACUUUACUUUUAUUCUGUGCAUUACAUAAAUUGCCUAUUCGUGGAAAUAAUGACAAUACUGCUGUAUUUAAUAAUCUACCAAAAUUCAGGAUUAACGCUGGUGAUUUAGUUUUGAAAAGCCAUUUAGAAAAAUCUUCUAAAAACGCCUUAUAUAUAUCUUACCGUGUAAAAAAUGAACUAAUAGAAUGUGCAUCAUAUACAUUAAGCUUAUGA